GUUUAUUUCGUUUCAUUCUUCUAGAGACCGGUAUCUCCACUUCGAUCAGAGGCGAGCCUCAUACGUUCUUUUAUUCCUUCUUGUGUGUCUCACCUUCCUUUUCUCUUACCGAACACGACCCUUCGAGCUUCCUACACGACCCGGUCCCUGUUAGACCGACACGAUGCUUUCGCGAUACGGAGUCCUGUCGUGGCUCGCCUUCUCAACGUUGGCCGCCGCCGGGAAGCAGGAGUGCGAGGUCAAAACCGAGACAGUCGUCCAGACCGAGACCGUCCACGUCCCUACCACGAUACGCGAGACCGUUCAUGUCACCAUCCCGGGGGGAAAGGAAACGGUUCAUGUGACGGUUCCGACCACGAUCCACACGACUAUACCUGUCACAGUCAGCGAAGUCAAGACCAUCCACCAAACCGUCUCGACAACCGUCAAAGAGACAGUCCACGUCACCCAACCGCCUCAGACCGUCAAGGAGACGGUUCACGUUACCUUGCCUCCCGUCAAGGAGACAGUUCAUGUUACCCAGCCGCCCAAGACCGUCAAGGAGACCGUCCACAUUACGUUGCCUCCUGUUAAGGAGACAGUGCACACUGUUAAGGAGACAGUUCACCUCACUCAACCGCCGCAAACUGUCAAAGAGACAGUCCACACAGUCCAUGUUACUCAACCGCCCCAAACCGUCAAGGAAACCGUUCAUGUUACCUUGCCUCCUGUAAAGGAGACAGUCCACCCACCGCAGACUGUGAAGGAGACAGUACAUACGGUGAAGGAGACGGUCCACCCACCCCAGAUUGUUAAGGAGACAGUCCAUCCACCUCAGGUUGUCACGCAACCACCCCAGAUUGUCAAGGAAACAAUCCACACUGUAAAGGAGACUAUCCACCCUCCUCAGGUGGUUAAGGAGACUAUUAACACUGUGAAGGAGACAGUCCAUAUCACUCAGCCGCCUCAGAUUCCACCUCAGAUUACAGUCCAUGUUACACUGCCUCCCCAGGUUGUUAAGGAGACUGUCAAGGAGACUGUUCAUCCUGCCCAAGUCCUCACGCAAGCACCUCAGAUUAUUAAGGAAACAGUUCACAUUACAGUUCACGUUACUGAGCCAGCCCAAGUUAUCACUCAAGCGCCUCAGAUUACAGUCCACAUCACAUUGCCUCCUCAGGUUGUCAAGGAAACUGUUAGGGAGACAGUUCAUCCAGCCCAAGUUCUUACGCAAGCACCUCAGAUUACAGUCCAUGUCACUUUGCCUCCCCAGGUUGUCAAGGAGACUGUUAGGGAGACAGUCCAUCCAGCCCAGGUUCUUACGCAAGCACCUCAGGUUACAGUACACGUCACAUUGCCUCCUCAGGUUGUCAAGGAGACUACAGUCCAUGUCACCGAGCCAGCCCAGGUUCUUACGCAAGCGCCUCAGAUUGUCAAGGAGACGGUUCACGUUACAUUGCCUCCCCAGAUCGUCAAGGAGACCGUUCAUGUCACUCUGCCUCCCCACGUUGUCAAGGAGACUGUCCAUCUCACUCAAACAGUGAGCCAUUGCACUACAACUGUUGCAGCUCCCGUCCUGGGCCACCAGCCCUCUCCUCCACCCGCCGUCCACUCGAUGCCGGCCCCGCCUCCUGCUCAUCAGGUUGCUCCGCCUGCGCACCAUACAAUGGCACCGGCCAAUCCCCACAUGCCCGCCCCCCCUACACACACCUCCUGCCGAGGCCAUGCCAGUACACACACCUCCUGCCGAGGUCAUGCCAGUACACACACCACCCGCGGAGGUUAUGCCGGUUCACACUCCUCCAGCGGCAGCGAUGCCCGUCCACAAACCCGCCGAGGCGUCGGCCGCACCCGCAAUGCCAACACAUCCCAUGAAGAUGAGGUUCAUGCGGCGCACAUAAUGCUGAGAUGA
Molecule: messenger RNA, 1888 nt
Organism: Colletotrichum navitas
Lineage: Eukaryota; Fungi; Ascomycota; Sordariomycetes; Glomerellales; Glomerellaceae
Exons: 22
Coding region: 164-1888 (574 amino acids)
Source: RefSeq, a predicted model, not a curated record